Molecule: messenger RNA, 333 nt
Organism: Aspergillus thermomutatus
Lineage: Eukaryota; Fungi; Ascomycota; Eurotiomycetes; Eurotiales; Aspergillaceae
Gene: MNH1
Product: Protein mago nashi
Exons: 5
Coding region: 1-333 (110 amino acids)
Biological process (GO): RNA splicing
Cellular component (GO): nucleus; exon-exon junction complex
Source: RefSeq, a predicted model, not a curated record
AUGUCAAACCAGAACGAACCUUUCUAUCUUCGCUACUACUCAGGUCACUCUGGGCGGUUUGGGCAUGAGUUUCUAGAAUUUGAUUUUCGGACCCUUGGCGACGGCCGAAGUGCCGCGGUCCGGUAUGCGAACAACUCCAACUAUCGCAAUGACUCCCUUAUCCGCAAAGAAAUGUGCGUGAGCUCGGCGAUGAUUCAGGAGGUCAAGCGCAUUAUCAAAGAGAGCGAGAUCAUGAAGGAGGACGAUUCGAAAUGGCCACAGAAGAACAAGGAUGGGCGGCAAGAGCUCGAGAUCAGACUUGGAAACGAACAUAUCUCCUUUGAGGUGCGCUGA